AUGGCUUCCAACAGUUUUCGAGACUCCAUCAACUCCCUGGGCUGGAGCCGGCGACAGGAGGCGCCCAUCACGACGUCUCAGCAGUCAUCCGGCCUCCUGUCUUCUCUGCAGAAUCUGAACCCUUUCCAGGAUCGCGGAUACACUGUCCUUCCCACCUCAGAAGGUCCAGGAGCACCACUGCCGGCACCCACUCGGCGUGAGGAGGAGGAAGGCUGGUUUGUGCUAAGUCGAUGGGACCGCAUGCUGGUAUUCGCCUUUUGCAAUCUGGCUGCCGCUGCCUGUUUCGUCAUCUGCUUCACCCUGUUCCCUGUCCUUUCUCUGAGACCACGCAAAUUUGUGAUAUUAUGGACAGUCGGUUCGGCGCUCUUCCUGGCGUCCUUUGCUGCCAUUAUGGGCCCAAUGAACUACGUCUACCACCUGUUCUCGGCUCCGAGACUGCCAUUUACCGCUGCCUACUUUGGCUCCAUCACAUUGACGUUGGUGUUCUCUAUCAAGCUUCAUAGCACUAUCCUCACCCUCUUUGCCGCCCUGGUUCAACUCGCCGCAUUGCUUUGGUAUCUUGUCAGUUAUUUCCCAAUGGGCUCCACGGGAUUGCGCUUGGCUACUUCUUUCGGCGCAAGGCAGGCCACCGCGUGGCUGUCGGGGUGA
Messenger RNA from Trichoderma aggressivum f. europaeum, 648 nucleotides. RefSeq lists its product as uncharacterized. Gene Ontology annotation, cellular component: membrane. Lineage: Eukaryota; Fungi; Ascomycota; Sordariomycetes; Hypocreales; Hypocreaceae. The transcript has 4 exons. Gene Ontology annotation, biological process: vesicle-mediated transport. The coding region runs from base 1 to 648 and encodes 215 amino acids. The record is from RefSeq and is a predicted model, not a curated record.